UUCCUGUUUAAUCCUAUAUAAACACAUCUCCACUUUGGUGUACACACACAGAGCAGAUCAACACCAAGAAUACAUUGAGAAAUUUGUGAUGGCGAGUACUACAGCAAUUCUUGGCCUUGCCCUGGCAGUUCUCUUUUUCUCUAAUAGUCAUGCAGCUACAUUUAUCUUUACAAACAACUGCCCUUACACUGUUUGGCCAGGGGCCCUAACUGGCAGUGGAAGCCCCUUGUCUUCAACUGGCUUUGAGUUAGGCCCCAAAACAACAAUAAACCUCACAGUCCAACCUCCAUGGAGUGGUCGGUUCUGGGCCCGCUCCGGUUGCACCACUGACCCUUUACGAAAGUUCACUUGUGCCACAGCAGACUGCGGGUCUGGCCAAGUUCAGUGUAAUGGCGGGGGUGUAAUCCCACCAGCAUCCCUUGUGGAAUUCACUCUAGCUCCAGAUGGUGGAAAAGAUUUCUAUGAUAUUAGCCUCGUCGAUGGGUUCAACUUGCCCCUUUCGAUCACCCCACAAGGCGGUAGUGGGUGCCAGAGUUCAAGUUGUGCCGCUAAUGUUAAUGCUGUUUGCCCUCCAGAAUUGGCUGUGAAAGGCGCAGAUGGCGGCGUAAUUGCUUGCAAAAGUGCUUGUUUAGCACUUAAUCAACCACAGUAUUGUUGCACCGGCGAAUACGGCACGCCUGAUAAAUGUCCACCAACGAAUUAUUCAGAGAUUUUUAAGAGCCAAUGUCCUCAAGCUUACAGCUACGCUUAUGAUGACAAGACUAGCAUAUUUACAUGUGGUGAUGGAGCCAAUUACCUUAUCACAUUUUGUCCAUGAUGUGUUUUGAUUUCCAUAGUUCUUUUUUAAUUGAUCGUUUUAACAGUGUAUACAAUAUAGUUUUAAUAAAUUAGUGAUCUCAUUUAUAAGAA
Molecule: messenger RNA, 909 nt
Organism: Ricinus communis (castor bean)
Lineage: Eukaryota; Viridiplantae; Streptophyta; Magnoliopsida; Malpighiales; Euphorbiaceae
Product: thaumatin-like protein 1
Exons: 2
Coding region: 89-817 (242 amino acids)
Biological process (GO): defense response
Cellular component (GO): extracellular region
Source: RefSeq, a predicted model, not a curated record